Peromyscus eremicus (cactus mouse) is the source of this 2330-nucleotide messenger RNA. It is a transcript of the gene Tpbg, whose product is annotated as trophoblast glycoprotein. Lineage: Eukaryota; Metazoa; Chordata; Mammalia; Rodentia; Cricetidae. Gene Ontology annotation, molecular function: protein binding. Bases 865 to 2145 code for a protein of 426 amino acids. The transcript is spliced from 2 exons. Gene Ontology annotation, cellular component: plasma membrane. The record is from RefSeq and is a predicted model, not a curated record. Gene Ontology annotation, biological process: negative regulation of canonical Wnt signaling pathway.
UAAGUGACUUGUGCUGACACAACGCACCGAAUCUGGUGGAGGGAGCUUUCCGGGUGACUCACGUCUUUGCUAUUUGCCUUUGUUUCUGGGCUGUUUUAGCUGCCGUUUUCUUCCCUCUGGUUUUAAUUUUGAGAGGAGAGAGGGGAGGAAAAAAAACCCAACCUCAUAAUGAAUCAAGAAUGAGUGUUCUUUCCACUAACCCUCCCCCACUUUAAAGUUGACUCUUCUUCACAAGUUUCAUAACUACCCAAGGCGUGCGGGGGUGGCACAGGUAGGAAGGCAUCAACUAACUACUCCUGAAUCUGAAGUUGCCAGCCUUAACCGAGCCACGCGAGAGGAGACUUUCUGAAUCUCCCUCACAACCCGGGCGUUUGCCGCGGCGGAUGUAACGUGUGCAGCUCGUUCCUUUCUACUGCUGCUUUGCGUUGAUGUGGGUCACGCUUAAAUCCAUCUCAGCACUGCCAGCGAUGCCCGAAGCAGCGUGAAUUCCAAGAGAUCCACCAGCGGUUUUGUUUCUGUCCGAGGUCGCUCAUCCGAUCCUGCCCUGCGAAAGGCGCCAACAAAAGAGUCGAGGAGGUGCCACUCCAGCGGCGGCGGGAGGAGGAGCGCUGAGGCCCGUGUCGCUACCGGCCGUGCGUACUCGCUGGAGGGAAGGGCGGGGAGCCGCUCCGGGAGGGGGACGCCCGGUGGCGCCGGGUAAGCCAAGUUCCGGCUUUGGUGUUCCCCCCCACCCCCUGCGCUCCCUUCGCUCCCAGGCAAGGAAAGUUUGCAGCCAACGCUUGUGGCCGGCUCGCGCCCGCGGGGCCCAGCGGGUCGAGCCUUGGGAGCGGGCGCCGUCCCAGCUCCGGGGAGCCGUGAGUAGCGAUGCCUGGGGCGGGCUCCCGGGGCCCCGCCGCCGGGGACGGGCGGCUGCGGCUGGCACGGCUGGCACUGGUGCUGCUGGGUUGGGUCUCGGCGUCGGCGCCCAGCUCUUCGGUACCCUCGUCUUCCACCUCUCCGGUGGCCUUCCUGGCCUCGGGGUCUGUGCAGCCUCCGCCAGCCGAGCGAUGCCCCGCGGCGUGCGAGUGCUCCGAGGCGGCGCGCACGGUCAAGUGCGUUAACCGCAACCUGAUGGAGGUGCCGGCGGACCUGCCUCCCUACGUUCGCAACCUCUUCCUCACCGGCAACCAGAUGACCGUGCUCCCGGCUGGCGCUUUCGCCCGGCGGCCUCCGCUCGCCGACCUGGCGGCGCUCAACCUCAGCGGCAACCACCUGAAGGAGGUGUGUGCAGGUGCCUUCGAGCAUCUGCCCGGCCUGCGCCAGCUCGAUCUCAGCCACAACCCUCUCACCAACCUCAGCGCCUUCGCCUUUGCAGGCAGCAACGCCAGCGUCUUGGCCCCCAGCCCCCUGGUGGAGCUGAUCCUGAACCACAUCGUGCCCCCUGAGGAUCAGCGGCAGAACGGAAGCUUCGAGGGCAUGGUGGCCUUCGAGAGCAUGGUGGCAGCUGCCCUGCGCUCAGGUCUCGCGCUCCAAGGGCUGCGUCGCCUGGAGCUGGCCAGCAAUCACUUCCUUUACCUGCCUCGGGACUUAUUGGCCCAACUGCCGAGUCUCACGCACCUGGACCUUCGCAACAACUCUCUGGUGAGCCUGACCUAUGCGUCCUUCCGCAACCUGACACAUCUCGAAAGCCUCCACUUGGAGGACAAUGCCCUCAAGGUCCUUCACAAUUCCACGUUGGCAGAGUGGCAAGGCCUGGCUCGUGUCAGGGUGUUCCUGGACAAUAAUCCCUGGGUUUGCGACUGCUACAUGGCUGACAUGGUGGCCUGGCUUAAAGAGACAGAGGUGGUGCCCGAUAAAGCCAAGCUCACCUGUGCAUUCCCAGAAAAAAUGAGGAAUCGUGGCCUCUUGGACCUCAACACCUCCGACCUGGACUGUUACCCUCCCCUCCCCCCAUCCCUGCAGACGUCCUAUGUCUUCCUAGGUAUUGUUUUAGCUCUGAUAGGCGCUAUUUUCCUCCUCGUUUUGUAUUUGAACCGUAAAGGCAUAAAAAAGUGGAUGCAUAACAUCAGAGAUGCCUGCAGGGAUCACAUGGAAGGGUAUCAUUACAGAUAUGAAAUCAAUGCGGACCCCAGGUUAACAAAUCUCAGUUCCAAUUCGGAUGUCUGAGAAACUGGACUGGCCAAGGACAGCUCUGCAUGAGAUGUAGACUUGGGUUUGUUUGUCUGUUUUUAGUUUUUUCUCAUUUUCCCCUUUACUAGGCUUGCUCCACCUUCACCCUCCACCAUCAGCACCAAUGACUGACUUGAAAGCAGUGAAGGGAUUUUGCUUCCUUGUUAUGUAAAAAUUCUUCG